Messenger RNA from Dreissena polymorpha, 580 nucleotides. RefSeq names its product neurofascin-like. The transcript has 5 exons. Lineage: Eukaryota; Metazoa; Mollusca; Bivalvia; Myida; Dreissenidae. Bases 14 to 514 code for a protein of 166 amino acids. The record is from RefSeq and is a predicted model, not a curated record.
UUCAAAUACAAACAUGUUUUUAACCAUAUUGGUGCAUGGUGCUGCAACAACGAGCUGUUUGGAAGCCAGGGGUACACCACCCAGGAUCACCAUUCCCCAGGGUAACAACUGGCCUAAAACCCUCGAGUACAUCCGUAAUGGGCACAACCGGACGUUUUCUUGUGUAGCCACUGGUUCUGGAAUCCUCAAGUAUGCAUGGAGAUUCAAUGGAGAAAAGUUAAGUGAUCGCGAGAAAGAAGCUAGAUUUGACGCCAAAACAGGAUCUCUGUUUAUUGGAGAGUAUUUUAACGAGCAACUGACCGGAGACUAUCAGUGUGUUGUAUCCAAUGAUUACGGCUUGUCCAUGACACCAUACUUACGUAUUGCAGCAACAGUAUCCAAUCCGUUUCCGGAUUGGGGUGGCACAUCCCCAGACAAUGUGGAGGCGUAUUGGAGUUAUUACCUGAAGAUGGACUGUAUCAAUGUCCCUAAGAGUGUACCUCCAGCUAAAUUCAACUGGCGAAAAGGAAUAUAGUUUCCAACACUUUGUCAGAUACCAGCCCAGUAAGCAUUGGAGAACGAAUGAUCAUUGACCCCAAAG